AUGGCGUCCACCGCCAACAACGACAAUGGCGGACUCGUGAAGUCUUUGAGUCCCAGGCCGACGAAACAUGCCCUUCCCGAACCAGUCGACGGUGAGGACUGCAACUACCCGGACGAAGGCAGCGGCUUUGGCGCGUUUCUGACAAUGUUUCGCGGUGGCCUGAUCGCUCCCACCGGGACCACAUACGACUCGAUUAGACUCCUGCUUACGGCAGAGUCCGUAGACGAGCGAGACCAACUGACCCGGCAAUGGCGAGAUCACAAGCUGCAGGAGCUCAACUUCAUUGGUAUCGUCGGCGCGCUACUUGCGGGCUGCAUGACCAGCACCGGCUCUUGGCCCACUGUUCUGCCGAACGGCGAGGAGGCUCCGUGGCCGGUUCGGACAUGCUGGUAUGCUGGGAUUGUGUUCUCGCUGUUCGCCGUGCUUACGGCAGCGCAGCAGUCUAUCCGACUGCACCGACUAUCCGGCCACAAGGAUGCGAUGAAGACUAUCCGUCACUACAUGGGUUGCCGCAAGCGGGACGAGGAAGGCGUACUGCGAAUCAAACCAAGACGAUUCCAGGUCUAUGGAUGGCAGGCUAGCAUAAUGUUCUUGACGCUAAGUGUGGCUGCUCUGCUUGUCGGCAUGUGCAUACUUAUAUGGAGUUCCACACAGUUUGGUCCCUACAAAACUGUUGAAGAAGGAUGGUGGGACAACAACGCAAAGCUUGCAGUCACGUGGAGUAUCAUUACCCUCGUUACUGUUAUUGCCUUCCUCGCCGCCCAGAUCAGUUUGGCAAUGCGCAAGGACGAUGCGUGA
Baudoinia panamericana UAMH 10762 is the source of this 798-nucleotide messenger RNA. RefSeq lists its product as uncharacterized. The transcript has 3 exons. NCBI's taxonomy places the organism in Eukaryota, Fungi, Ascomycota, Dothideomycetes, Mycosphaerellales, Teratosphaeriaceae. Bases 1 to 798 code for a protein of 265 amino acids. The record is from RefSeq and is a predicted model, not a curated record.